CUCUGGGGGCGUGGCUUCCGGCGCUCCUUGCUUGCAAGUAGCCGCGGCUUAGAGCGCAGGCGGCAGCUGACAGGCGCUUUUUCUUCAGACGGCUGCGGCUGGAGCCCAGCGAGGCGGGCGGCCCCCUGCUCUCGUCCCCGUGUCCCGGCCCGCGAAGUUCCAGGGCGCCGGGGCAUGGAAGAGGGGAAGAUGGACGAGAAUGAAUGGGGUUACCACGGCGAAGGCAACAAGAGCCUUGUGGUGGCCCACGCGCAGCGCUGUGUAGUUCUGCGUUUUCUGAAGUUUCCUCCAAAUAAGAAGAAGACCUCAGAAGAGAUACUUCAGCAUCUGCAGAACAUCGUGGACUUCGGCAAAAAUGUCAUGAAAGACUUUCUGGGGGAGAACUAUGUUCAUUGUGGGGAAGUUGUUCAGCUGCCUUUAGAGUUUGUGAAACAACUGUGUUUAAAAAUACAGUGUGAAAGACCAGAGUCUCGUUGUGACAAGGACCUGGACACACUCAGUGGUUAUGCCAUGUGCCUUCCCAAUUUAACCAGACUUCAGACCUACCACUUUGCAGAGCACCGGCCGAUUCUGUGUGUAGAGAUUAAGCCAAAGUGUGGGUUUAUACCUUUCUCGAAUGACGCUACCCAUGAGCUGAAACACAAGGUGUGCCGAUACUGCAUGCACCAGCACCUCAAGGUAGCAACUGGAAAGUGGAAGAAAAUAAGUAAAUACUGUCCUCUCGACCUCUACUCAGGAAACAAGCAGCGUAUGCACUUUGCCUUGAAGAGUCUGCUGCAGGAGGCGCAGAACAAUCUGAGGAUAUUUAAGAACGGCGAGCUGAUUUAUGGUUGUGGUGAUGCCCGGAGUCCUGUGGCUGACUUGAAGGAACUUGCACACCACCUGAAGCCUUUCUUCUUCCCUUCCAAUGGCUUGGCCAGUGGGCCUCACUGCACGAGGGCUGUGAUCCGGGAGCUGGUGCAUGUUAUCACCAGGGUGCUGCUGAGCAGCUCAGACAAAGGCCGAGCAGGUGCCCUGAGGCUUGGGCUCCAGGGCCCACGUGUCUGUGAAGCCAGCCCUUUCAGCAGGAGCCUACAUCACCAAGGAAAAAACACCCCAGAGCACUCGGGGUUACCGAAGGGCUGUCUUCUGUACAAAACCCUCCAGGUGCAGAUGUUGGAUCAGCUGGACAUCGAGGGCCUCUACCCUCUAUACAACCGGGUUGAGCGCUACCUGGAGGAGUUUCCUGAAGAGAGGAAAACAUUACAGAUAGAUGGGCCUUAUGAUGAAGUAUUUUACCAGAAGCUGCUUGAUCUGUCUACUGAGGAUGAUGGGACAGUGGCCUUUGCGUUAAGGAAGGUGCAGCAGUACCGAGUAGCCAUGACCGCCAAGGACUGUUCCAUCAUGAUCGCACUCUCCCCUUAUUUACAGGGCACAAGCUCUGACCAGAGGCCUGUUAUCCCUUCAUCAAGGUCCCGGCUGGCCUUCUCUGUGUCUGUACUGGACCUCGACCUCAAGCCCUAUGAGAGCAUUCCUCACCAGUAUAAACUAGACAGCAAGAUAGUCAACUAUUACUCAAAGACUGUGCAUGCCAAAGACGACACUGUGAGGUCGACUCGGUUCAAGGAACACGAAGAUUGCACAUUAGUUCUCCACAAGGAGGCCAGAAGGAGUGUCAGGACUUUCUGGGAGAUGCUGCCAUGCAGACAAGGUGGGUAGCUUUGGAUUGGGCUGUGUCUCAUGCUGUCUUGGGCCAUCUUGAUGUGAAGUUGGAGGCACAGCUCUUCUACACUCAUUUGAGAAUGGAUAACCAUUCUUGGAACAUUUUCUCAAAUGUUAAACUUAUUUGUACAAAACAUUAUUACAUGUUGCUUUUAACAUAUCUGAAAAGCUUUAUUUUUAUGCCGUGGAAGUUCUAUGUAAUGUACCACUAGUGUACACAAAAGCAUGUUCGAAGGAUGUGGUUUCUAAUUGGAAAAGAGCAAAUGUUCAUACUUAACGUAAGUCACAUGUUCCUCAGCCCAGCAUCUUAUUCCUAUAUGCUUGCCAGCAGGAGACUAGUCAUUUUCCACACAAAGCAAUUUUAUCAGGCUGUCUAGAGCAGCUUCAAUUCCAAGUACUCCUAGCAGGCUUCGGAAACUAAGAGGAGCAGUUUCUAUGACCCUGUUCUUGUCCAGAUCCAGGGCUGUGAAGAAAACACAUUUGGUAAGAAACCUUAUAGUGUCUGUCUAAUAAGACCUUUCCUCCCCCAACAGCCACACAUGAGAUGCUCUAGAGACAGGGUGCAGAAGACCAAGGAGCGCGGUCACCUGUAAUUUGAGGACAGUAGGCCCGUCUCAUGUGCUGUCUGGGUACUUAUUGAUUAAAGUACAUUAAAAGGUGAUCUACAAAGUACAUUAAUGACCAUUUCAACUUCUGAUUCUUCCCAUGUAAACUCUUUGUUGGGUAUACUGAGAAGUCUUCUGGAAAGGGUAUCCAUGCAACGGAGACCUACCUCUCUCUGGGACUUUGGUGAGAAGAUCCAGCUUCGGGAAAACCUUUCCUUCCUCAUCUAUUUGUAUCCUCCAAACAAUCACCAGUUCAAACCUGAAAAAAAGGCAAUGUUUGGUGCUCUUGGAAUUUUGAAAGAUUAGCCUCUGAGCAUGUGGUCUCUGCUGGCCAGGCUCACCUUCUCCUAAGGACCUCUCCCCACAAAGGAAGGUGUGUGAUUAGUUCCAUAGGACAGUUUGCAAACUUGGGCCACAGCAAGAAGCUUUGUACCCACACCAUGGCAAAUAUCGAUAUGAUAAGUAAUGAGACAGGCAACAGGAUGUUCCUGUGGUAGUGUUGGGGCAGUAUACUUUGAAAAUGAUCUGAAAUUGAUAGAAAGCUGCACACACAC
This is a messenger RNA of Peromyscus eremicus (cactus mouse), 2860 nucleotides long. RefSeq names its product inositol-pentakisphosphate 2-kinase (gene Ippk). Gene Ontology annotation, biological process: inositol phosphate biosynthetic process. The record is from RefSeq and is a predicted model, not a curated record. Bases 175 to 1698 code for a protein of 507 amino acids. Gene Ontology annotation, molecular function: ATP binding; inositol-1,3,4,5,6-pentakisphosphate 2-kinase activity. NCBI's taxonomy places the organism in Eukaryota, Metazoa, Chordata, Mammalia, Rodentia, Cricetidae. The transcript has 14 exons. Gene Ontology annotation, cellular component: nucleus.